Messenger RNA from Paramuricea clavata, 4734 nucleotides. Lineage: Eukaryota; Metazoa; Cnidaria; Anthozoa; Malacalcyonacea; Plexauridae. The record is from the annotation of a GenBank genome assembly.
AUGGCUGGUAAGUAUUACAAUUACAUAAGAAGUUAUAAACAUCUUCUAGAAUUUCAGCCAAAUAUUUUGUGGCAAUUAUUAACACAAAUUAUGUGUAUGUAUGUACAAAUCUGAUGUUGUACCACAAUCCUCUUCACCUAAACUAAUGAAUUUCAACGCAAUGAUAUCAUUGUCAAUUGAUCUUCACAGAUACAUUUUUGCCCAAAUUGUUUUACAUGGCCGGCAAGAUUAAAUCUAAUUUGAUUCAGACGUCAAACUUACACUAGGCGGUCCAAAUAAUUUUCAUAAAAGAUUACAGUCAAAUCCGGUGUUCCGUUGGGGGCAACAUUGCAAUAUUGUCAUGCAAUAUUGCAAUAUCGAUCCGCUGAUUGUAGCAAAUUGCAACAGACACAAACAAAUUGCAAUUUUUACAGUAUUAAACUGUCAACUGCAAAAUUCAAAAGUUCAUAAUAUGAUUUGGAAUCAAGUUUGUAAAUAAAGCCCGAUUGGCCACUAGUACAGAACAAGCCAAUCAAAUGCUUGGCAUUGACAUUUGGGCACGGCCUUUCGACAAAUUUUCAACACGUAAAAAUUGCAAUUUGUUUGCGACAGUUGCAAUUUGCUAGAGCAAUCAGCCGAUCAAUAUUGCAAUACUGCAUGGCAAUAUUGCAAUUUUGCACAGCUUGACACAUACAAUUGAUGCUGAUAAAUCACCUCUCCACAGACAAAGCUACUGUCACACAAAAGUGGAAUGGACGACAUAAAAUACUCCACGCUGGACCCUUUAUACCCGAAAGUAGGAACAACAAACAGAAACAUAUAAAUUGUAAUUCUUGAACAAACAAAAAGGCAGAAUCUGUAAUGCAAGCCAGAAACAGCUGAAAAGGAUAGCAAAUUGCAAUAAGCGACUAUGCAUGCCUAAAAAAAAGCUAAGAGUUAAACAAUUGAAAAAAUUAAGGGCUAUAUAUUCAGCCCUUCAGGUAUCUGUUUAAAGUCCUGGCUAAUAAUAAUUUAAGUACGGCCAAUACUGUUUUGCUCUACUGAGGCUCUGGCUAUAUUAAUUGAUGAGCAAAGCGAGACUAUGCAAAAGAAUGGAAGGUUGAAGCUUCAAGUGCACUGUGAAUUGAGUGAUGGAGUGAAGCUUUGUCUAUUUGGUAUACCGGUAUUGUCUGAGUGCAAGACCGGGCUAAAAAUUUCAGCUUGCCAUGACUGCAAGUACCGGCAAAUUACACAGCCUCGGGCGAACGGCUGUCAAAUGUUUUCUUAGCGCUGGCGAAAUUCACCGUUCGCCGGCCUAAAACAAGAUGGGUGUAUAUUAUAUAAAUCAUUUGGAAUAAAUCAAUUUGGUUACAACGAAAAAACACCAAACAAGACAAGACAAGACAAACUUGCAAAAUAACAAAGCUCACCCUUAGCAGCACAAAUGAUAAUAUGACAGACAGUAACAACUGAGUAAGUAUUAGAAAGUAUUAGGCAUAAUAUUAAGUAAGUGACUACAAGCAAGCACAAAAAAUAAGAGAUUAUAAUAAUUAUGUAAUUAAUUUAAAUAAGUGAUUUUAAAAGUGAUUAUACAGUAGACAACAAGCCAGGGUUAAGUAUAAUAACUAUGUGACUGGACAACAAUAUAACUAGACAAGGUGCGUCAGACGGCUGCAAGCACACAGAUAAACAUUUCUUACUCCACUAAUGUUACAGGCACUUCAGAUGACAGCAGCGACCAAGAAACACAAUUAUUAUAACUAAAUGAUAAGUUGAUAACCUCAUGGGCGGGGUAACCCCCCCCCCCUGCAAAGAAUCUCUCUAACACCUCAAAUUAUUUCCUCAAAUUAUUUCCAAAGAAAACAGUAAAUAACUGAGUAGAAGUAUCUUAGGCCUAUUGUUUUUUAACCUAUUGGUUGCAAAAUCAGUUUUAAAUAAAUUAUUAAAUUAUUAAAUUAAAAAAUUACCUCUUAUAAAGUGUUCAACCCCUGCUUCACCCCUCCUAUUUUGUGUAAAAGUCUUUGCUUCACCCCUCCUAUUUUGUGUAAUUUAGUCUUUUCUUCACCCCUCCUAUUUUGUGCGAAAGUCUUUAACGGCCUGCCAUUAAAGCUCGCUCUUUGUUGCUGCUUGCACCCCACUAGAACGUUUUCCACCCCUCCUUUCAUAAAAUGAAAAUCCGCCCUUGGAUAACCUCCUGUGUAAAACCACAAGGGAACGCAAAGCUAUGCAUGCACGUAUCUCCCACCAGACUUGUGACUUACAGUAAAUAGCCUUAUUAUUGGUCUGUAUAAGUAAUGAAUAAUUGAAUAAUAUGAAUGUAAAGCUUGUGCUUGAUGCUAACUAUUUUUAUUGCAUAAAAUCAUUUAACAGUAUUUAUGAUCAGCAGUGCUGUCGUCUAAUGGCAUAUAAAUAUGGUUGGUUCAUGUGAAUUUCAACGUUUGAAUUCAACUUAAUCCAAAGUCGAAAUUCCCAUCAAGCAAUAUUGAACUCUUUUAUUGUUGGAUCAGUCGUACUUAAAGUACCAGAGAACUGUGGAUUGAGGAGGAUUCAACUCAGUACAAAAUACAAGAAAAACUCAACGUUUCGAGGAAAGGUUCUUCAUCAGGAAUUAAAACAGUUCACAGAAGCCAAUCCAGAUUAUGUUCAUUUUAGGCUUGUGUUCACUGUUUUUAUUUUCACUUUGUAUUCCCAGAGGAGGAUCCAGACAGCAGUGUAGCGCGGGCUCGUCAUCGUCAGAAACGUGGUCUUCUGAAGCUGUACUAUGGAGUUGGAGAGGAGCCCGGAGAGACUCCAGUUAAUCCUUGUGAUAUCAACGGCGCUCAUUUUAAACCCGAUGCAUACAUGGAGAAAUUACUGAAAGAGAAAAGUUUAACUGAACUCAUGGAUAAGGAGACUGAUAUUACGAAACGUAAGGAGUUUAAAACAUAGUACUUCUCGGCCAUUCACCCAUCUUUUGGUCUUUGUCGUUGAAAAAAAAAAUUACAUGAAUUACUGUAGUAUAGGCUAAGGUGGUUAAGGAAGAAACGAAACCGAAAACCGACCUCACAGAAUGGACAAUUUUUGCAGUGUCUGCACAUCGUCUUGCGCAAACUGAGUUUGGUGUUUGUUUAUGAAUGUGGCCCGGCCUUAUCCUGAUCCAGACAAAACAGCGCAAAAUGCGUCGCGUUGUCGAAUCGCGUCCGGUGUGUCUGAAACUAGGGCUGAAACUUAAGUCAUGGCGCGGCGGCACGCGCGGUUACAGGUUUUUGGCUGAGUUUGAAUUCUGUAUCGUAUAUAAUCUCUGCUGACGUAUAAAAACCUCGAUAAAACACGCCAUCUUGACGCCAUUUCAUUGCACAAAGCAAUAAAAAAGCAAAAAGGACGUACCUUGCAGAUCUUGCAUAUUGUUCCAAUUCUGAAAAAUAGCUCUGAUGUUUAUCGGUAAUUAUCGAUAGACCGCCCCCAGCCUACCACGAACUGCGGAGAAUGUGAUAACCAAAUAAACUGACGUUUCUUGCCAAUUAAUUGUAAGCCUGUAUUUCCGCAUGUUUCACGUUUGACGUUUACGUUUAAACGCGGUGUGCUGUUAGAAAGAUAUGUCAAUCAUAAAGUAAACGUGAAUAUUAAGAUAUCUUCUAUUCAUCUUCUUUUCAAACUUAAAGAGAUCAAAUCCUUGGAUAGCGACAUGCAAACCUUGGUAUAUGAAAAUUAUAAUAAAUUCAUCAGUGCAACAGACACCAUCCGCAAGGUUUGUGACCAUAUUCAAAAUCUUAGAUUUUUACUGACGGUUUUAUUACAGUAUGAUUUAGUUUAGUGUGUUUACCAUUCUGUGGUGGAGAUGCCUUAAGGUUACAGAACACCUUUGAGUGUUAAUUUUGCCUAAAAUUUUUUUAUUGGUUUCCAUGAAAGCAUUAGACUAGUUCUACUAUCUGACCAAGUUUGAACGAAAAAUGUUGAAAACUCGCAGAGUUAUUUAAUAAAAUACAUUUCGCUGCAAUAAGAAAAACAUUGAAAAUGUAAUAUUCAAAUUCAAUUUUCUCCCGAAGAAUUUUACGGUAAUUACUGAUUUUCAAACGAGUUGUUCUCCUGCGGGUUUUAACCAAUUUUUCUCAAAUUUUCACAGGACAUAGCUAAAGACGUCAGUUUCAAAAUUGUGUUCGGCUUUUUUUUAAUUUUGGAUAUUUUAAUAAUAAAGAGCAAUUCACUCAAACAAUUCAGAAAUAUAUUGUAGUCGUCAAAGAAAUCGCCAUAUCAGCGGAAUGACGAAAUAAACAAAAAUUUCCGAACACAAUUUUUUAGAACAACUAUUUUACUGUAUAAAAAUGAUAUUUUCAUAAAUAUAACUUAAAACCAGCAGGAGCACAACUCAAAAGUGUAACGGUACCGCGAUUUUAGAUUUUCCUGAAUAAUUCUUACAUUAUUUUAUUGUUUGUUAAUUUUACAACUUUACCAUAUUUUGCAUGCACUGACGAAUAUUUGGUGAAAAUUUGAUUAAAAUCGGACUGAUAUUGAGCGCGCGGUAGCGAUUUUACGCAAAACGCCAAAAAGGGUGUCCUGUAACCUUAACAGGUUUUAUAACACAAUUGUUUACUGAAUUAUGAUGAAUGUGGUGUAUAUUGUACUUAAUUAACACAUUUUCAGAUGAAAAAUGAUUUUAAGAAGAUGGAAGAAGAAAUGGACAAUCUGUCUGUAAAAAUGUCCGCUAUCACUGCAUUCAAUGAUAAGAUUAGCAACACUUUACAAGACAAACGCUUACAAAUUACGAAACUAUCUGGCGUCCAUGCUUUACUUCGUAAG